Molecule: messenger RNA, 1326 nt
Organism: Portunus trituberculatus (swimming crab)
Lineage: Eukaryota; Metazoa; Arthropoda; Malacostraca; Decapoda; Portunidae
Exons: 2
Coding region: 116-1120 (334 amino acids)
Source: RefSeq, a predicted model, not a curated record
GGGGCGUGGGAACUCACAAGGUCAGGCCUCAAGGAAAGGAGCUGCUAAUAAAGGGAGUCCUGCCUUCCUCCUGCCUCACUCCUUCCUUCGGUCUCUCAGGCGGCGGCGGCUCACCAUGACGGUGGCGUGGACCGGCGUUGUGGUAGCGGUGUGUUUGGUGGCAGCUGCGGCGGCCCAGCAAGAGUGCCGAGUGUGUCCUGAAGAGUGCCAGACGGUGCCCCGCGCUGAUGGCUCGUGUGCUAUCUGCAUCUGUGACGGCGUGGCGCUGACUGACUGCCAGGUGCCUCUCGAAUGUCCUGAGGUAUGCCCUGUGGAGCGAGGAGCGGAGGGCUGCCUCCAGUGUUCCUGCGUUGGUCAGGAUGCGCUGUGUCGCCCGCUGGGAGCCUGCCCUGAGGAGUGCCAGCAACUCGUUCCAGACACCGGCUGCCCCGAGUGUAUCUGUGAGGAACGCGAGCCCGUUUGCCCGCCUCUUGAUUGUCCCGAGGACUGCACGCUGGUGGAGGAGGAGGGCGGCUGCCCCAGCUGCCGCUGCGAGGUGCCACGCGUCUGUCCCGCCAUACCCGAGUGUCUCCAAGGGUGCAUCGACCGGAACGAGGAACGCGAUUGUUACUUUUGUAACUGUGCCGUGGAGCCCGACCAACCUCUGGAGGGCGGCGUGGCCCAGCCGCAGCCCGCUGCUCCAGCCCUGCCGGACCAGAGGCCUGCUGAAGGUGUCAAUGAAGGUCUCCCCGGAGAGUUUGAUCCUGUUAAUGCAGAGCCUGUGGAACCUGUAGAGCCUGUGGAGCCAGUCCGUCCUGAGGUGGAGCCUGUGUGUGAUGACCAGCGCCUGGAGUGUGCCACUGACUGCCGCAUCGGCACAGACGCCAAUGGGUGCCGCAGGUGUUACUGUGGCGCCAACGCCAUGAUCUGCCCCGGCGUGCGGCGCUGUAACAGGCGUUGCCAGUACCGGAGCCCUGAGGACGGCUGCUGCCGGUGCCAAUGUGGUGGGCCGGCUAGUCGUCCCGGACUCAGGGUCACGCUGAGACGCCUCAUGCCGGCCUCUGUUAGACGGAUCUUCUCAGCUGGUCGUGCAAGAGGCGGGCGAGGCCAGCUUCCCUUCACUCGCAUUGUUUUCUCGUAACCAGCAGCCUGUCUGGGCUGGCGGAGAUCAGGCGGCGGAAAGCAGCGGCCAGUAGCAAGGGCCGGAGGGCUUUUGGGGAGAUGUUUGGUAUCCUAGAUGCGUGAGGGAUGCGUCAAGAGAGACAACGUUGCAUUUGCUACUUGUAUUGUUGACUUAUGAGUGUAUUACUGUAAUGUACGUUUUAUGUAUGUACAUUGUCCCUUUGU